GAAGGGAAGAGGAGAGCGUGUAACACAGAGAGCGGAUCUCUCAAAAAAAUUUCAAGAAAUUAUAAAAAAAAAAUUAAUUUAUAAUUUAUAUAAGGGAAUUAUAAUCUUUUUUCCCAGGAAAAAAAAUGAAGAAAACUCGUUUGUAUACGUCUUUCUUCUGCGUCCUCUUCGUCGGCUUGACAUCGGCCUUCAAUAACCUAACGAGCUCCAUCUUCGAAGAAACCCUAUCUCCUCUCUUCGGAGACUCCAAUCUCGUUCGCUCUCCUGAUGAUCGUUCCGUUCGUCUCCUCCUCGAUCGAUACACGGGGUCGGGAUUCAUUUCGUCGAAUAUGUAUCAACACGGAUUUUUCAGCGCCAUGGUCAAGUUGCCCGCCGAUUAUCCAGCCGGCGUCGUUGUCGCCUUCUACACAUCGAACGGGGACGUGUUCGAGAAAACGCACGACGAACUGGACUUCGAGUUUCUGGGAAACAUAAAAGGAAAGCCAUGGAGGUUUCAGACAAAUCUGUACGGAAACGGAAGUACGUGGAGAGGCCGUGAAGAGAGAUACCGUCUUUGGUUCGAUCCUUCAAAAGAGUUCCACCGUUACAGCAUCCUCUGGACUUCUCACAAGAUCAUAUUCUGGGUGGACGACGUACCGAUCAGGGAAGUGGUGAGAAGCGAAGCCAUGGGAGGAGAAUACCCGCAAAAGCCGAUGGCGCUGUACGCCACGAUCUGGGACGCGUCUGAUUGGGCGACGUCCGGCGGCAAAUUCAAGGCGAAUUACAAAUAUGCCCCUUUCGUCGCCGAUUUCAAAUCCUUCUCCCUCCAUGGCUGCGCCGUCGAUCCGAUCCAGCAGCUCCCUGGCUCCGAUUCCGACCCCGACUGCGCCGAUUCCGACGAUCUCCUCCGAUCGAGCGAUUUCUCCACCAUCACGCCUCACCAGCGAUCCGCCAUGCGGAGAUUCCGCCAGCAUUACAUGUACUACUCUUACUGCUACGACUCUGUUAGGUAUCCGGAGCCGUUGCCGGAGUGCGUGAUCGAUCCGGCGGAGAGGGAUCGAUUCCGGGAGACCGGGAGGCUCACCAGCCGCGGAGGCCGGUGA
Messenger RNA from Tarenaya hassleriana, 1082 nucleotides. Its product is annotated as probable xyloglucan endotransglucosylase/hydrolase protein 30. Gene Ontology annotation, molecular function: xyloglucan:xyloglucosyl transferase activity; hydrolase activity, hydrolyzing O-glycosyl compounds. Gene Ontology annotation, biological process: cell wall biogenesis; xyloglucan metabolic process. The record is from RefSeq and is a predicted model, not a curated record. NCBI's taxonomy places the organism in Eukaryota, Viridiplantae, Streptophyta, Magnoliopsida, Brassicales, Cleomaceae. Gene Ontology annotation, cellular component: cell wall; apoplast. The transcript has 4 exons. The coding region runs from base 126 to 1082 and encodes 318 amino acids.